This is a messenger RNA of Physeter macrocephalus (sperm whale), 418 nucleotides long. Its product is annotated as 10 kDa heat shock protein, mitochondrial-like. NCBI's taxonomy places the organism in Eukaryota, Metazoa, Chordata, Mammalia, Artiodactyla, Physeteridae. Gene Ontology annotation, cellular component: mitochondrial matrix. The record is from RefSeq and is a predicted model, not a curated record. Bases 35 to 343 code for a protein of 102 amino acids. Gene Ontology annotation, molecular function: metal ion binding; ATP binding; protein-folding chaperone binding. The transcript has a single exon.
GAGAGCGAGAGUACGAAGUGCUGUAACCCGAGUCAUGGCAGGACAGGCAUUUAGAAAGUUUCUUCCCCUCUUUGAUCGAGUAUUAGUUGAAAGAAGUGCAGCCGAAAUUGUAACCAAAGGAGGCAUUAUGCUUCCAGAAAAAUCACAAGGAAAAGUAUUGCAAGCAACGGUAGUAGCUGUUGGAUCAGGCUCUAAAGGAAAGGGUGGAGAGAUUCAACCAGUUAGUGUGAAAGUUGGAGAUAAAGUUCUUCUCCCAGAAUAUGGAGGCACCAAAGUAGUUCUAGAUGACAAGGAUUAUUUCUUAUUAAGAGAUGGUGACAUUCUUGGAAAAUACGUCGACUAAAAUAAGUCACUAUUGAAAUGGCAUCACGUGAAGCUGCCCGUGUCCCCAAUGGCAUCACGUGAAGCUGCCACUGAA